GUGUGCUGGGAAGAGGGCGCGAGAAGCGCAUGCGCAGCGGCAGGCGGCGGCGCGAGCCGAGCUGGGAGAUGGCGGCGGCGGCGGCCGCGCCGAGAGUGUGAGCACCGCCCGGGAGCCGCCGGCCCGGGCGCAGCGCGACCCCGACCCCGUCCGCCCGCCUGCCCGCCAUGGGCAACGAGGCCAGCCUGGAGGGCGGCGCUGGCGACGGGCCGCUGCCGCCCGGAGGCGCCGGCCCCGGCCCGGGUCCCGGCCCCGGCCCCGGCGCAGGAAAGCCGCCUUCAGCACCGGCCGGCGGCGGACAGCUCCCCGCGGCGGGAGCAGCGCGGUCGACCGCGGUACCACCGGUCCCUGGCCCCGGCCCCGGCCCCGGUCCCGGCCCUGGCCCGGGCAGCACUUCCCGGAGACUGGACCCCAAGGAACCCCUGGGUAGCCAGAGAGCAGCUUCCCCAACUCCGAAGCAGGCUUCUGCUACCACUCCUGGCCAUGAGAGCCCCCGGGAGACAAGAGCACAGGGACCAGCAGGCCAGGAGGCUGAUGGUCCCCGCAGGACGCUGCAGGUAGACAGCAGGACACAGAGAUCAGGGCGGUCCCCCUCAGUGUCACCGGACAGAGGCAGCACCCCCACAUCACCCUACUCCGUCCCUCAGAUCGCCCCCCUUCCCAGCAGCACGCUGUGUCCCAUAUGCAAGACUUCGGACCUCACGUCGACCCCCAGCCAGCCAAACUUCAACACCUGCACCCAGUGUCACAACAAGGUCUGCAACCAGUGUGGGUUCAACCCCAACCCUCAUCUCACCCAGGUGAAGGAGUGGCUCUGUCUGAACUGUCAGAUGCAGAGGGCUCUGGGAAUGGACAUGACCACUGCACCUCGCUCCAAGAGCCAGCAGCAGCUGCACUCCCCAGCCCUGUCUCCUGCCCACUCCCCAGCCAAACAGCCCCUGGGGAAGCCAGACCAAGAGAGAUCUCGGGGCCCAGGAGGACCACAGCCUGGGUCCCGCCAGGCUGAGACAGCCAGGGCCACCUCAGUGCCGGGGCCUGCCCAAGCAGCUGCCCCUCCAGAGGUGGGGAGGGUGUCUCCUCAGCCCCCUCAACCCACCAAGCCUUCCACAGCUGAGCCCAGGCCACCUGCAGGAGAGGCCCCGGCCAAAAGUGCCACCGCAGUGCCCGCUGGGCUUGGUGCCGCUGAGCAGACCCAGGAGGGCCUCACUGGUAAGCUCUUCGGCCUUGGCGCGUCGCUGCUAACCCAGGCGAGUACCCUCAUGUCUGUGCAGCCCGAGGCUGACACCCAGGGCCAGCCUGCCCCCAGCAAGGGGACACCUAAGAUCGUCUUCAAUGAUGCCAGCAAGGAGGCUGGCCCAAAACCCUUGGGCUCAGGGCCUGGGCCUGGGCCAGCACCUGGAGCCAAAACUGAGCCUGGGGCCAGAACGGGUCCUGGAUCUGGACCUGGAGCCCUGCCGAAAACUGGGGGAACAACCAGUCCAAAGCAUGGCAGAGCAGAACAUCAGGCAGUAUCGAAGGCUGCUGCCAAGCCAAAGACCAUGCCGAAGGAAAGGGCCACCUGCCCACUGUGCCAAGCCGAGCUCAACGUGGGCAGCAAGAGCCCAGCCAACUAUAACACAUGCACCACCUGCAGGCUCCAGGUGUGCAACCUGUGUGGCUUCAACCCAACACCCCACCUGGUGGAGAAAACAGAGUGGCUCUGUCUGAACUGCCAAACCAAGCGGCUACUGGAGGGCAGCCUAGGAGAGCCAACCCCUCUGCUGCCGCCCACCUCACAGCAGCCCCCUGUAGGGGCCCCUCACCGUGCAUCUGGAACAUCCCCUCUGAAGCAGAAAGGGCCACAGGGGCUGGGCCAGCCAUCCGGCCCCCUGCCUGCCAAGGCCAGCCCUCUAUCCACCAAGGCCAGCCCCCAGACCAAGCCCCUCAGGGCUUCUGAACCCAGCAAGACCCCAAGCAGUGCCCAGGAAAAGAAGACCAGAGUCCCCACUAAAGCUGAGCCCAUGCCGAAGCCACCUCCAGAGACUACCCCAACCCCUGGGACUCCUAAAGUAAAGAGUGGGGUGAGGAGGGCUGAACCUGCCACCCCUGUCGUCAAGGCUGUUCCAGAAGCCCCCAAGGGUGGGGAGGCGGAGGACCUGGCGGGCAAGCCUUACUCUCAGGAUGCGUCUCGGAGCCCACAGAGCCUCAGUGACACAGGCUAUUCCUCCGACGGCAUCUCUAGCUCCCAGAGUGAGAUCACAGGAGUCGUGCAGCAGGAGGUGGAACAGCUGGACAGUGCAGGGGUGACAGGGCCACAUCCACCCAGCCCCUCCGAGAUCCACAAGGUGGGGAGCAGCAUGCGGCCUUUGCUGCAGGCCCAGGGCCUGGCCCCAAGUGAGCUGAGCAAGCCACUCUCCAGCAGUACUGGCGAAGAGCAGAAGCAGCGGCCCCACUCCUUGUCCAUCACGCCUGAGGCCUUUGACUCUGAUGAGGAGCUGGAGGAUAUCCUGGAGGAAGACGAAGACUCUGCUGAGUGGAGGCGCCGGAGAGAGCAGCAGGACACUGCUGAGUCCUCAGACGACUUUGGCAGCCAAUUGAGGCACGACUAUGUGGAGGACAGCAGUGAGGGUGGCCUGUCCCCUCUUCCACCCCAGACCCCAGCCCGGGCAGCAGAACUGACUGAUGAGGAGUUCAUGCGACGGCAGAUUCUGGAGAUGAGCGCCGAGGAAGACAACCUGGAGGAGGAUGACACUGCCACCUCCGGGCAUGGCCUGGCCAAACAUGGCACCCAGAAGGGUGGCCCCAGACCCAGGCCUGAGCCUAGCCAAGAACCAGCAGCACUGCCCAAGAGGCGCCUGCCCCACAAUGCCACCACGGGCUAUGAGGAGCUGCUCCCUGAGGGAGGCUCAGCAGAGGCUACCGAUGGCAGUGGGACCCUGCAGGGUGGGCUCCGUCGCUUCAAGACUAUUGAGCUCAACAGCACGGGCAGUUAUGGUCAUGAGUUGGACCUGGGCCAAGGUCCAGACCCGAGUCUGGACCGGGAGCCCGAGCUGGAGAUGGAGAGCCUGACGGGCUCCCCUGAGGACCGCUCCCGUGGUGAGCACUCCUCUACAUUGCCUGCCUCCACACCCAGCUACACCUCGGGCACCUCUCCCACCUCUCUGUCCUCCCUAGAGGAGGACAGUGACAGCAGCCCCAGCCGCAGGCAGCGUCUAGAAGAAGCAAAGCAGCAGCGCAAGGCCCGGCACCGCUCCCACGGGCCCCUGCUACCCACCAUUGAGGACUCCUCGGAGGAGGAGGAGCUGCGGGAGGAAGAGGAGCUGCUGCGUGAGCAAGAGAAGAUGCGGGAGGUGGAGCAGCAGCGCAUCCGCAGCACGGCCCGCAAGACCCGGCGGGACAAGGAAGAACUGCGGGCCCAGCGGAGGCGAGAGCGCUCCAAGACACCACCCAGUAACUUGUCACCCAUCGAGGACGCCUCCCCCACGGAGGAGCUGAGGCAGGCGGCCGAGAUGGAGGAGCUACACCGCUCCUCCUGCUCCGAGUACUCACCCUCACCCUCCCUUGACUCUGAGGCUGAGGCCUUGGAUGGUGGCCCUAGCCGGCUUUACAAGUCAGGCAGUGAGUACAACCUGCCCACCUUCAUGUCCCUCUACUCACCAACCGAGACACCCUCUGGCAGCUCCACCACUCCCAGUUCCGGGAGGCCCCUCAAGAGCGCUGAGGAGGCUUAUGAGGAGAUGAUGCGCAAAGCUGAGCUGCUCCAGAGGCAGCAAGGCCAGGCGGCAGGGGCCCGGGGACCCCAUGGCGGCCCCUCUCAGCCCACAGGCCCCCGGAGCCCGGGCUCCUUCGAAUAUCAAGACACUGCAGACCGUGAAUAUGGCCAGGCUGCUCAGCCUGCCGCAGAGGGCACGCCAGCCGGCCUGGGAGCAGCUGUGUACGAAGAAAUCCUUCAGACAUCACAGAGCAUAGUCCGCAUGCGGCAGGCCUCCUCACGAGACCUGGCUUUUGCUGAGGACAAAAAGAAGGAGAAGCAGUUUCUAAAUGCUGAGAGUGCAUACAUGGACCCAAUGAAGCAAAAUGGUGGCCCCCUUACCCCUGGUACCAGUCCCACCCAGCUCGCUGCCCCUGUGUCCUUCUCUACCCCCACCUCCUCAGACAGCAGCGGGGGCCGAGUUAUUCCCGAUGUCCGUGUCACUCAGCAUUUUGCAAAGGAGCCUCAGGACCCCCUCAAGCUGCACAGCUCUCCUGCCUCCCCCAGCUCAGCCUCCAAGGAGAUAGGCAUGCCCUUUUCCCAGGGCCCUGGGACCCCAGCCACCACAGCUGUGGCUCCUUGUCCAGCUGGGCUGCCACGAGGAUAUAUGACUCCAGCCUCCCCAGCAGGCUCCAAGCGCAGUCCUUCACCAUCUUCCACAGCCCACAGCUAUGGACACAGCCCAACCACUGCAAACUAUGGGUCCCAAACUGAGGAUCUACCCCAGGCCCCCAGUGGCCUUGCUGCAGCUGGACGAGCUGCUAGAGAGAAGCCCUUGAGUGCGAGUGACGGUGAGGGUGGCACUCCUCAGCCUUCCCGGGCAUAUUCCUACUUUGCAAGCUCCAGCCCACCUCUCUCCCCGUCUUCCCCCUCAGAGAGUCCCACAUUCUCCCCUGGCAAGAUGGGCCCAAGGGCCACAGCAGAGUUCUCUACACAGACACCAAGUCCAGCCCCUGCCUCAGACAUGCCACGGAGCCCUGGUGCCCCCACUCCAUCACCUAUGGUAGCCCAGGGCACACAAACACCACAUCGACCCAGCACGCCUCGCCUGGUGUGGCAGGAGUCCUCUCAAGAGGCUCCCUUUAUGGUCAUCACGCUGGCAUCAGAUGCCUCCAGCCAGACCAGGAUGGUACAUGCCAGUGCCUCCACCUCCCCGCUCUGCUCACCUACUGAAACCCAGCCCACCACCCACGGCUACAGCCAGACAACACCUCCGAGUGUGUCUCAGCUGCCCCCAGAGCCACCUGGGCCACCUGGCUUUCCACGGGUGCCCAGUGCUGGUGCAGACGGGCCCCUGGCACUAUAUGGCUGGGGUGCCCUCCCUGCUGAGAACAUCUCCCUGUGCCGGAUCUCCUCUGUCCCUGGGACGUCUAGGGUUGAGCCAGGCCCCAGGACCCCUGGCACUGCAGUGGUAGACCUCCGUACAGCUGUCAAGCCCACUCCCAUCAUCCUUACUGACCAGGGCAUGGACCUCACCUCUCUUGCUGUGGAAGCGAGGAAGUAUGGUCUCGCCCUGGAUCCAAUCCCAGGACGGCAGUCGACCACCGUGCAGCCCUUGGUUAUCAACCUUAAUGCCCAGGAGCAGACCCAUACCUUCCUUGCCACUGCCACCACCGUGAGCAUCACCAUGGCCUCGUCUGUGCUCAUGGCUCAACAAAAGCAGCCUGUGGUCUAUGGAGACCCCUACCAGAGCCGCCUUGACUUUGGCCAGGGUGGGGGUAGCCCCGUGUGCCUGGCCCAGGUCAAACAAGUAGAGCAGGCUGUCCAGACAGCCCCAUACCGAAGUGGGCCCCGGGGAAGACCCAGGGAGGCCAAGUUUGCCAGAUAUAACCUGCCCAAUCAAGUAACUCCUCUGGCCAGAAGAGACGUUUUGAUCACUCAGAUGGGCACUGCCCAGAGCGUUGGCCUCAAGCCAGGCCCAGUGCCAGAGCCAGGUGCCGAGCCCCACCGGGCCACCCCUGCAGAGCUGCGGUCACAUGCUCUGCCAGGUGCCAGGAAGCCACACACAGUGGUGGUGCAGAUGGGAGAGGGCACAGCAGGCACUGUGACCACACUGCUCCCAGAGGAGCCUGCGGGUGCCCUGGACCUUACUGGGAUGAGGCCUGAGAGCCAGCUGGCAUGCUGUGACAUGGUCUACAAGCUCCCCUUUGGCAGCAGCUGCACUGGCACCUUCCACCCGGCCCCCAGUGUGCCUGAGAAGAGCAUGGCAGAUGCUGCCCCACUUGGCCAAAGCAGCGGCCCCUUCUAUGGUCCCCGGGACCCUGAGCCUCCUGAGCCCCCCACCUACCGGGCACAGGGGGUGGUGGGGCCUGGGCCCCAUGAGGAGCAGAGGCCCUACCCACAAGGCCUGCCUGGCAGGCUGUACUCCUCCAUGUCUGACACCAAUUUGGCUGAGGCUGGCCUCAACUACCAUGCCCAGAGGAUCGGGCAGCUCUUCCAGGGUCCUGGACGAGACUCAGCUAUGGACCUCAGCUCACUGAAGCACUCCUACAGCCUGGGCUUUGCGGAUGGACGCUACCUAGGGCAGGGCUUGCAGUAUGGCUCAGUCACGGACCUGCGUCAUCCUACAGACCUUUUGGCUCACCCGCUUCCCAUGCGGCGCUAUAGCUCGGUGUCGAACAUCUACUCAGACCACAGGUACGGCCCACGGGGAGAUGCAGUUGGCUUCCAGGAGGCCAGCCUGGCCCAGUACAGUGCCACCACAGCCCGUGAAAUCAGUCGCAUGUGCGCUGCCCUCAACUCCAUGGACCAGUAUGGUGGGCGGCAUGGCAGUGGUGGUGGCCCUGACCUUGUGCAGUACCAGCCCCAGCACGGGCCCGGGCUCAGUGCUCCACAGAGUCUGGCUCCCCUCAGACCUGGACUCCUUGGUAACCCCACCUUUCCAGAGGGCCACCCAAGUCCUGGGAACUUGGCCCAGUAUGGGCCUGCAGCAGGCCAAGGAACAGCAGUCAGACAGCUGCUGCCGUCCACAGCCACCGUACGUGCAGCUGAUGGCAUGAUCUACUCGACUAUCAAUACCCCAAUUGCUGCAACACUGCCCAUCACCACCCAGCCUGCCUCAGUCCUGCGGCCCAUGGUGCGUGGUGGCAUGUACAGGCCUUACGCAUCUGGUGGAAUCACAGCUGUGCCACUGACCAGUCUGACACGUGUGCCCAUGAUUGCCCCCCGGGUACCUCUUGGACCCACAGGGCUGUACCGAUAUCCUGCACCAAGUAGAUUUCCCAUUGCUUCCAGUGUUCCACCUGCAGAAGGGCCUGUCUAUCUGGGGAAACCUGCUGCUGCCAAGGCCCCCGGGGCUGGGGGCCCUUCAAGGCCAGAGAUGCCAGUAGGGGCUGCACGAGAAGAGCCUCUUCCCACAACCACCCCUGCUGCCAUCAAGGAGGCUGCAGGAGCCCCAGCUCCUGCCCCACUAGCCGGCCAGAAGCCACCAGCAGAUGCUGCUCCUGGGGGUGGCAGUGGGGCCCUCAGCCGGCCAGGGUUCGAGAAAGAGGAAGCAUCACAGGAGGAGAGGCAGCGGAAGCAACAAGAGCAGCUGCUCCAGCUAGAGCGGGAGCGGGUGGAGUUGGAGAAGCUGCGACAACUUCGGCUGCAAGAGGAGCUAGAGCGGGAACGUGUGGAGCUGCAGAGGCACCGUGAGGAGGAGCAGCUGCUGGUGCAGCGGGAGUUGCAGGAGCUGCAGACCAUCAAGCACCAUGUGCUGCAGCAGCAGCAAGAGGAACGCCAGGCUCAAUUUGCACUGCAGCGGGAACAGCUAGCGCAGCAGCGUCUGCAGCUGGAGCAGAUCCAGCAGCUCCAGCAGCAGCUGCAGCAGCAGCUAGAGGAGCAGAAGCAGCGGCAGAAGCCUCCGUUUCCUGCAGCCUGUGAGGCACCUGGCCGAGGGCCUCCCCUAGCGGCUGCUGAGUUGGCCCAGAAUGGCCAGUAUUGGCCCCCCCUUACACAUGCAGCCUUCAUUGCCAUGGCAGGGCCUGAAGGACCUGGGCAGCCUCGUGAGCCAGUGCUGCACCGGGGUCUCCCAAGCUCUGCCUCAGACAUGUCACUGCAAACGGAGGAGCAGUGGGAGCCCAGCCGUAGUGGCAUCAAGAAGCGGCACUCCAUGCCACGCCUGCGGGACGCCUGUGAACCAGAGUCUGGGGCUGAGCCCUGUGUGGUCAGGAGGAUUGCCGACAGCAGCGUGCAGACAGACGAUGAGGAUGGGGAGGGCCGCUACCUCUUGAGUCGGCGACGCCGGGCACGGCGGAGUGCUGACUGCAGUGUGCAGACAGACGAUGAAGACAGUGCUGAGUGGGAGCAGCCAGUGCGCCGCCGCAGGUCUCGUCUUCCCCGCCACUCAGACUCAGGCUCUGACAGCAAGCACGAUGCCACUGUCUCGUCAUCCAGUGCUGCUGCCACUGUGAGGGCCAUGAGCAGCGUGGGCAUCCAGACCAUCAGUGACUGCUCCGUGCAGACGGAGCCUGACCAGCUGCCCAGGGUCUCUCCAGCCAUCCACAUCACAGCUGCUACUGACCCCAAGGUGGAGAUCGUCAGGUACAUAUCGGCGCCAGAGAAGACUGGGCGUGGGGAGAGCCUGGCCUGCCAGACGGAGCCAGAUGGGCAGGCCCAGGGUAUAGCCGGGUCACAGCUUGUAGGGCCAACUGCCAUCAGCCCCUACCUGCCUGGCAUCCAGAUCGUCACCCCAGGGCCUCUGGGCAGAUUUGAAAAAAAGAAGCCAGAUCCCCUGGAGAUUGGGUACCAGGCCCACCUGCCUCCGGAGUCUCUCUCACAGCUUGUGAGCCGCCAGCCUCCCAAGUCCCCUCAGGUCCUCUACUCACCAGUCUCACCCCUGUCCCCUCACCGGCUCCUGGACACCUCCUUUGCUUCCAGUGAGAGGCUGAACAAGGCUCACGUGAGUCCCCAGAAGCACUUCACGGCUGACAGCGCUCUCCGCCAGCAGACGCUGCCUCGCCCCAUGAAGACCCUGCAGCGGUCCCUGUCUGACCCUAAGCCCCUCAGCCCCACCGCCGAAGAGUCUGCCAAAGAGAGAUUCUCCCUCUACCAGCACCAGGGGGGACUGGGUAGCCAGGUGUCGGCGUUGCCACCCAACAGCCUGGUCCGCAAGGUGAAGCGGACACUGCCCAGCCCCCCUCCAGAGGAGGCUCACCUUCCCCUGGCUGGCCAGGCCUCCCCACAGCUGUAUGCAGCCAGUCUGCUGCAGCGAGGGCUGACGGGGCCCACCGCUGUCCCUGCUACCAAGGCCAGCCUGCUCCGGGAGCUGGACCGGGACCUGCGGCUGGUGGAGCAUGAGUCCACCAAGCUGCGCAAGAAGCAGGCGGAGCUGGAUGAGGAGGAGAAGGAGAUUGACGCCAAGCUCAAGUACCUGGAGUUGGGUAUCACACAACGCAAAGAGUCUUUGGCCAAAGACCGGGGUGGCCGUGACUACCCACCCUUGCGUGGUCUUGGCGAGCAUCGUGACUACCUGUCGGACAGUGAGCUCAACCAGCUGCGGCUCCAGGGCUGCACCACUCCCGCUGGCCAGUUUGUGGACUUCCCUGCCCCUGCCGCUGCUCCUGCCACCCCCUCUGGUCCCACUGCCUUCCAGCAGCCCCGCUUCCAGCCUCCGGCCCCACAGUAUUCUGCAGGCAGUGGUGGGCCAACUCAGAAUGGAUUCCCAGCCCACCAGGCCCCCACCUACCCUGGCCCUAGCACAUACCCAGCUCCUGCCUUUCCUCCUGGCGCCAGUUACCCAGCUGAGCCUGGCCUGCCAAACCAGCAAGCUUUCCGUCCCACAGGCCACUAUGCAGGCCAAACACCCAUGCCAACCACACAGAGCACCCUUUUUCCAGUCCCCGCUGAUAGCCGUGCCCCACUGCAAAAGCCACGCCAGACAUCGCUAGCGGACUUGGAGCAGAAGGUGCCCACCAACUAUGAGGUGAUCGCCAGCCCCGUUGUGGCCAUGUCUUCAGCCCCAUCUGAAACCAGCUACAGUGGCCCAGCAGUGAGCAGCGGCUAUGAGCAGGGCAAGGUCCCUGAGGUGCCCCGGGCUGGUGACCGUGGCAGUGUGAGCCAGAGCCCAGCCCCCACCUACCCCUCUGACUCACACUAUACCAGUCUGGAGCAGAACGUUCCUCGAAACUACGUAAUGAUCGAUGACAUCAGUGAACUGACCAAGGACAGCACCUCUACUGCUCCUGAUAGCCAGCGGCUGGAGCCCCUGGGGCCAGGCAGCAGUGGGCGUCCAGGGAAGGAGCCUGGAGAAACAGGUGUCCUUGAGGGGCCCACACUGUCCUGCUGCUAUGCCAGAGGAGAGGAGGAAUCUGAGGAGGACUCAUACGACCCCCGCGGGAAGGGUGGCCACCUGCGGAGCAUGGAGAGCAAUGGUCGACCAGCCAGUACCCACUACUAUGGUGACAGUGACUACAGGCAUGGGGCUCGAGUAGAGAAGUAUGGUCCAGGGCCCAUGGGGCCCAAGCAUCCCUCCAAGAGCCUGGCUCCAGCUGCCGUCUCCUCAAAGCGCAGCAAGCACCGGAAGCAGGGCAUGGAGCAAAAGAUAUCCAAGUUCUCGCCUAUUGAAGAGGCCAAGGACGUGGAGUCAGACCUGGCGUCCUACCCCCCACCUGCAGUCAGCAGCAGCCUGGUCUCUCGGGGCAGGAAGUUCCAGGAUGAAAUCACCUAUGGGCUCAAGAAGAAUGUGUAUGAGCAGCAAAGAUACUAUGGGAUGUCCAGCCGGGACGCAGUGGAGGAGGACGACCGCAUUUAUGGCGGGAGCAGCCGGUCCCGGGCACCUUCUGCAUACAGUGGGGAGAAGCUGUCCAGCCACGACUUCAGUGGCCGGGGCAAGGGGUACGAAAGGGAACGGGAGGCUGUGGAGCGACUUCAAAAAGUGGGCCCCAAGCCCUCAUCCCUAAGUAUGGCCCACAGCCGGGCACGACCCCCCAUGCGGAGCCAGGCCUCUGAAGAGGAGAGCCCUGUCAGUCCUUUGGGGAGGCCCCGCCCUGCCGGAGGGCCCCUCCCUCCCGGUGGGGAUACCUGCCCACAGUUCUGCUCCAGCCACUCCAUGCCUGAUGUCCAGGAACAUGUCAAGGACGGACCUCGGGCCCACGCAUAUAAGCGUGAGGAGGGCUACAUCCUGGAUGAUUCCCAUUGCGUGGUUUCCGACAGCGAAGCGUAUCACCUGGGCCAGGAGGAGACGGACUGGUUUGAUAAGCCCCGGGAUGCCCGCUCUGACCGGUUCAGGCACCACGGGGGCCAUGCAGUUUCCUCCUCCUCCCAGAAGCGAGGCCCUGCCAGGCACAGCUACCAUGACUACGAUGAACCCCCUGAGGAGGGCCUGUGGCCUCAUGAUGAGGGUGGCCCAGGCCGCCAUGCCUCAGCCAAGGAACACCGGCACCAUGGUGACCACGGGCGGCACUCAGGCCGCCACACUGGUGAGGAGCCGGGACGGCGUGCUGCCAAACCACAUGCUCGGGACCUGGGUCGCCAUGAGGCCCGGCCCCACUCUCAGCCCAGCUCUGCUCCAGCUAUGCCGAAGAAGGGUCAGCCUGGGUACCCCAGCUCUGCUGAGUACUCACAGCCAUCCCGUGCUCCAUCCACAUACCAUCAUGCCUCUGACAGCAAGAAGGGCUCCCGGCAAGCCCACUCCGGGCCCGCUGCACUGCAGUCAAAGGCAGAACCCCAAGCGCAGCCGCAGCUGCAAGGUCGGCAGGCAGCUCCAGGACCACAGCAGUCACAGUCACCAUCAUCCAGGCAAAUACCCUCUGGGGCAGCAUCGCGCCAGCCACAGACACAGCAGCAGCAACAGCAGCAGCAGCAGCAGCAGCAGCAAGGUCUUGGGCUGCAGCCCCCACAGCAGGCUCUGACGCAGGCUCGGCUGCAGCAACAGAGCCAGCCAACCACCCGGGGCUCAGCCCCUGCUGCCAGCCAGCCUGCAGGGAAGCCUCAGCCAGGCCCCACCACAGCCACAGGUCCUCAACCAGCAGGACCGCCACGGGCAGAACAGACAAAUGGCUCUAAAGGGACAGCCAAAGCACCGCAACAGGGAAGGGCUCCUCAGGCCCAGCCAACACCAGGACCUGGACCUGCAGGUGUGAAGGCUGGAGCCAGGCCUGGAGGAACCCCAGGGGCUCCCGCCGGCCAGCCAGGUGCCGAUGGGGAGAGCAUGUUCUCCAAGAUCCUCCCUGGCGGGGCAGCCGAGCAAGCUGGCAAACUGACGGAAGCUGUCUCUGCUUUUGGCAAAAAAUUUUCCUCAUUCUGGUGACCAUGCCCAGCAUGGCUCUUGAAGAAAUGAAGAGAGGUAUCAUUGCUGUGGAAAAAUCUCUGGAGUCAGAGGCCUGGGCGCAGCUCUGGACUCUGCGUAUAACACAUCUACAAUCUGGCAAACCCUUGGCCCAAAGACUCACCAGGUGGGACGUGGCAGGCAGGCCUCAGUUGAGGACGUGAUGUUUUCUCACAGCAGCUGCCUGGGUGAAGCAUCUGCUGGACAAGUCGGACCAUUGGCCGGGGAACCUUUGAUUGUCUUUCCAGAGAUGCUGCUCUCUGCAGGGCACCACCUUCAAGGCACAGCCCUCGUUGGGAGGGAGGACCCUCUCCAGAAACCCUGCCACCACGGUGUCUUGCCGUACUUCCCACAGCCGCCUUUUUGCGGCCUGGCCGGCCAGGCUUCCCAUGCGUUAUACACAGAGUUUGGGCACACACUGCCCUCCCUCCGAGAUGCCAGAAGUUUUUCCACAGCCUUGGAGAGGGGCUUUGACUGAGGGCUGGGGGCCCUGGGCUCCGUUUCCUUCACAUUCCAGCUGGCCCGGAUCCCUCUGUGGCACAGGGCCCUGCCCCUGUCACGUGCCCUCUGGGUGACAUUGGAGCAGACCUCCAUGUGGCCAGGGGUUGGGAGAACUUUACAGACGUUAGGACCUAACACUGUCUCAUCGCUGAAAUAAGAGGCCAUAGCACCGAAAAGCAGCGUGGGCGCCGGCUGAGGCUUCUCCCAGCCCGUGGGUGGCAGCGUGCUAGCACACUGCCACCAUCUCAAAGCCAUUCCCCUAGACAUCGUGAGCAUCCCAGCGGCACCGCCAUUGUCUCAACCAGCCGGCUCCUCAUUCGUACACCUGGGGAUUUCUUUUGAUUUCAAGAACAGCCUUAAUCAUUCCAGUUUGAUUUACGUGUAUACCUCAUAAACAUUUUUCUUUUGUUUCUCUCUCCCCCUUUCUCUCUUCUCUUGGCUCACUCCCUUGCCUCUCCCCCUCCACCACCACCUUGUGACUGAUGGUUUGGUUUCCUCUCUGCUCUGCCCCUGCUCAGCACAGGGAGAAUGUUGACUUAGAAGCAAUAGGGGGCAGCAGGCCACCAAGAGCACAACCCCACGGCGAGGUCUAGGGAGGCCUCCCAGCCCGCCUCUGUUUACUGUGCAAUUCCAGUCGUUCUUAAGCCAUCACCAGUGGGUGUACUCAGAGCAGAGGGGCCAGGACUUCUGCCAGCCAAGGGAAAGGCCCAGAGCCCUGUGCGGGGGAAUGUGGCAGUCUUCCCAUCUGAUGGACUGGGCAGCAUUCCUCCCCAAGGCCCUUCCCUUGGGGGCCUCCUUUCAUCUGGGGCACAGCCACAAGUCUCAUCUCUAACGUUCUAUGCAAUGAAAUAUAAACCCUCAAUGACAACUGUUAAUAUUUAAUAAAUUCCAUGUUAUGUAUAAGGAGUUAAUUGCAAACAUGCAAUUGAGAAACUGGAUAGAUACACUCAUAAAACCCCCACCCCACCCCUGCUCCCAUUGUGUGUGUGAAAUUCUCAGUCUGUGGCAUGUUUGACCUGUGGCAGGACUCGCUGCUGCCAGGUGAGUCACCGCCUGUCCCGCAGUGGAGCAUGCACAGCUCGCAGCCUCUUUGCACGAUUUCAUCCAUUUUAAAUGCUUGACCCUCUUGCUUGGAGUUCUUUUUGCCUCAGAACCUCUCCUUCAGGAGCACUUCUAGCUGACUUAUGCACAAGCUAGUGAGGACCUGCCAGAAUUGUUUCCUGAGCGUGCCAGGCUGCAGGGCAGGCAGUACAAGGCCCCCACAUACCCUGCAGUUUUCUCUGUCCAGGAUAGCAGGUAAAAAGGAAUCCCCAGAGCAGACGCAAUGGUAGCCCGCACAGGAUAUGUGUGUAUGGACAUUCUGAAGGUUUGCUGUAGGAUUUCUGUCUAUCUGUCAUUUUCCCUUCCUACCCCAACCCUGAGCCAGAGGCAUCUGACAGCCCUUUCCCAGAGGGCACUACGCAAGGGCAGAGCUGGGCGGUAUCCAUGGCCAGAGAGGCAGAGGCAAGAACAGAGCAAGGCUGUGCCCGAGGGACCCCAGAUCUUGACUGCACCUGUUUCAUGCCUCUCUUCUGUGGCUAGGAGGCUCAAAGGACUGUGAGCCAGGAGAUCUGGGCUGGAGGUAGGGGGUCAAUGGAUGCUCAGGAAGAGCUGGGCCUUUGGCACUUGUGGUGAGAACAGUUGACAAUGGUCAUCUGGAACUGUUCAUAUAAACAAUGGCUUCAAGCUAAGUUUCUUGUGAAGUUUCUCAAUAGCAUAUCUUACAGAAGGUCCUGUGUGACCCUCUCUGCAUCUGUCCCCAGGACCUAUGCUCCCUGCCCACCCCCUUCUCCAAAGCCCAAGCAUCCCGCUGCUCAUCAGCUUUUUUACCACUGAGCCAGGAGUGCGGCAGGCAGUAGCUGCCUGACCCUUCAAGGCCUGACUUUCAUCCAGAGUGCUCUGGUUUGCACCGUGCAUUUCUCAGGGGUCCGCAGUUCUCAUGCUUUUCUAUAAGGUCUACACACCCCUUCAGAGAGGGCUCCUCGCUCACCUCUGGUAGCUAUGGAUGGGACAGGAGGCUGCCAACCUUUGUGUUGGACUUAACACCCUUGCCUUUCUGGGACUUGGCCUCACCCCAGUCAUGGAAUACCUGCCUCAUCCCAGAGAUCAGGUAUGGGCUGAAUGCAGCCAUCUGAGCAAGGGCUGAGGGAAGCCAUCAUCUAACACCUCUGGCCACCCAGGACCAGGUCUGUGUGAGGAUGUGCCUUGGAGACCAAGACAAUAGUCCUUUCCGCUACAGGCCAAGGGAUGGGACAAGAAGCAGGGAAUAGGCAGGGAAAUGUUAGGAGGUCAGCCUCCAGUAGGCCCAGUCUCAGGCUCUAAAGUACUGACUUUUCAGCAAAUUUCCUUUCUGGCCAAGCCCUCUGAGUUUGAAAUUCUGACAUCUGCCACUCCUCAUCCCCCACUGUACCCACAGGAUACAUCAUCGCCCCUCUGUGAAGGUGGCUGGAGCAGGCCUCUGGUCCAUGGACUGUCCUUCCUGGCCCUUGCAUGGAUGCAGUUGUGACUCUGGGGACAAUGCAGCCAGAAGCUGAGGGACCAGCAUUUGGUGCCUUGGGAAGUAGAGAGCAACAGACACAUCUCCAAAUGGGCAAGGAGUCUCCAGCAUGCAGCCCAGGCCUUCUCCAUACCCGUCUCCCCAGCAUCAUGAGCAAGGGCAUUGCCUCCUCUCUCUGCCCUCUUCAGGGCCCAGUGCACUCACUUCACAGUGACAGCCCUCCCCCUACCAUCAUCCUCUUAGUCCUUGGGCAGAGCAUGUGGUCUCAGGGCCCACAGUGAAAGAACAGCAGUGGUGGCAACUAUGCCUUGUCUUCUGGAGCCUGUAGGGAGUUUUCCAGGCAGGUCCUUUGCCAGGACAGUAUGGUCCUGCCCUGUUGUCCCAUCCCCUCUCCUCUUACCCACCCCCAUGCUGUAAAUACUUGUCAUCAUGGACUCCAACAGGGUUAGAGGGACAGGCCUAAUCAACUGAAACUCCUCGGAGAUGCCAUCUCUGUCUCCCUGGGUGCCAGCAGCCCUGCUGCCAUGUGCACUGGGGUGGCACUGGAGAGCCAUGGCAGUCGUGAGAUAUUGUAUGUGUAUGCACAUGAUCGUGUGUGUGUGCGUGUGUGUGUGUGUGUGUGUGUUUCUGCCUCAUUCAGUUUCUGGGGUCAAAUCAGCUCCUUCUCUCCAAGUGCACUACCCUGGAGAGUGGCGGCCACUCAAUACCUUUUCCUCUAGCUUUCAUGUCUUGUUUUUGCUUUCCCCUUCCUCCUCCCUCUCUCCCUUUCUUUCCUUCUCUCCUUCUUUAUUUGAGGGGGGAAGAGUGCUGUACAAAGUCAAACAAACAAGUUUACAGUUGUAAGUGCAAUGACCCGAGUCCUCUACAUGACCUUGUGAAUUGUGUGCUGUCCUUCUGUGCUCUGUGAGAACUCGUGGUACUUCAGUGUCCCUCCCCCUGUAUUGUGACAAGGUAAUUCUGUGGUAUCAGAAUAAAAGGACUUGAUAUAAACAA
This is a messenger RNA of Nomascus leucogenys (northern white-cheeked gibbon), 16008 nucleotides long. Lineage: Eukaryota; Metazoa; Chordata; Mammalia; Primates; Hylobatidae. The record is from RefSeq and is a predicted model, not a curated record.